Messenger RNA from Musa acuminata subsp. malaccensis (wild Malaysian banana), 930 nucleotides. RefSeq lists its product as uncharacterized. Lineage: Eukaryota; Viridiplantae; Streptophyta; Magnoliopsida; Zingiberales; Musaceae. The record is from RefSeq and is a predicted model, not a curated record.
GAGAGAGAGAGAGAGAGAGCAAUGGGAUUAAGCAAACCAGAGAGACAAGAGGAGGAACCGUUCAUCCGUAGCUUUCUCAAGCACUUCUUCCACACGCUAUCCAUCAUCACCAUUUCUCUCCUCUUCCCCGCCUCCUUCCUCACGCUCGACAGAUUCACCGCCGCCUCUACCCCCUCAAUUCCGCCCUCUUCCGUCCUCGCUACCGUCUUCCUGCGCGCCGUCCUGCCUGUCAUUAACGGACUCGUCUCCGUCGUCUGUCUCGCUGCUCUCGUGCACUCGCUCACCGGCCGCAUGGUCAAGCUUCCUGCCGCGGUUGCAUGGACUCUCCUGUGCCUCUUCCAUGUCUGCCUCAGCCUCGGCACCGAGGUAACCAUCGCCUCCAGAGCCGAAACGAUCGACGACGCGCUCGUUUAUCACAGCAUUACGUGGAUCAAGCGUGCAGUCCUCUUCGUGGGGCUUCACAGGACGAUGAGGGUAUGGGCGAGGAUGGUGGUCAAACGGGUGGCCGACGACACCAUCUUCGGGGCGGAAGUCCAAGAAGACAUCUCCGACAAAGUGGUGGUCUCAGUGGCGUUCGCGACUCUUUGGAUAACGAUGCUGCAGAACGACAUUGCCCGAAUGGUGUUUGCUGCAGUAGAGAAAGGGUUGACGAAGGACAUGGACUUGGAUGGUUACGUUGGCUGGUUUGUGAGCCAUGCCAUUGUGACGACAGGCAUGGUGAGAAGUGUGCAAGGGCUGCUGUGCGUAGGGAACUUCUUGUUUUGCCGCUGUAGAGAGGCAGAUGAAGACCACCUCACUGCAGAUCACAAGGUUUGAUUGAUAUUGUGUAAAGUAGUAAUGCCUUAUAGAUAUCGUUGAUGGCAUUGAGUCGUCUACUAUUGUCAAUUUGUAGUGGAACUCUAUUUCUCAUCUCUAAGUUUACGGCAGAGA